AUGAAUUCCUACCCUGAACACAAUAAGCCUCACCGCUGCCACCUGUGCCCGUUUGCCUCCGCCUACGAGCGCCACCUGGAGGCCCAUAUGCGCUCCCACACGGGGGAGAAGCCCUACAAGUGUGAGCUGUGCUCGUUCCGCUGCAGCGACCGCAGCAACCUGUCCCACCACCGCCGCCGCCGCCGCCGCCACAAGCUGCUGCCCAUGAAGGGCGCCCGCUCGCUGGCCCACAAGAAGAUGCUCAGUGUGCUGCAGAAGAAGAGCAGCGCGCUGGGCUACGGCCGGCGCCUGCUCAUCAACUUCAGCCCCCCUUCCAUGGCAGCGCACAAGGCGUACAGCAUGAGCGACUUCCCCCACGGACUGCCCCACAUACGGCAGGAGGCCUUCGACGACCAGGGCGGGGCGCCCGAGGACGGAAGCUGCAGGGACGACGAGCUCCACCACCACCACCUCCAUCAACACCACCAGGAUCUGGUCAUGGACAACCCCCUGAACCAGCUAUCGACGCUGGCCGGUCAGUUGGCCAGCCUUCCGGCGCACGUCCACUCCCAGACAGCCCAGCCCCCCGGGUCACCCCGGGCCCGGUCUCCGGUGGACGAGAAGCCCUUCCUCGUACAGCAGCCCGACCCCGCCGACACGCCCCCUGCGACGGCCUUGGCCAACACGUCGCACGCCUCGUCUCCCACGGCCCCGGACCCCAGGCUCCCCCCUCUCCCUCCGAGCGAGGGCAGUCCCGUGGCGGGGCCGUGCAGCGAGGGCAGCGGCCGCACCAGCACCCCCAGCGUCGGCAACAGCCAGCCCAGCACCCCGGCCCCGGGCCUGCCCGCCGCGCCCCAGGAGCUCGGCGCGCAGCACCACUGCCAACACUGUGACAUAGCCUUCCCCGACAACAUCCUCUACACCAUACACAUGGGCUGCCACGGCUACGAGAACGCCUUCCAGUGCAACAUCUGUGGCCACAGCUGCAUCAACAAGUACGACUUUGCGUGCCACUUUGCCCGGGGGCAGCAUAAGCAGCCGUGAUGCUUAUGAACACCACA
This is a messenger RNA of Gadus chalcogrammus (walleye pollock), 1040 nucleotides long. RefSeq names its product zinc finger protein Pegasus-like. The record is from RefSeq and is a predicted model, not a curated record. Gene Ontology annotation, biological process: regulation of transcription by RNA polymerase II. Gene Ontology annotation, molecular function: RNA polymerase II cis-regulatory region sequence-specific DNA binding; DNA-binding transcription factor activity. The transcript has 2 exons. NCBI's taxonomy places the organism in Eukaryota, Metazoa, Chordata, Actinopteri, Gadiformes, Gadidae. Bases 1 to 1023 code for a protein of 340 amino acids.